AUGGAUACGAACCAGCCAUGGGGCUACUCAUGGCGCUCAUCGCGGUUUCUCAUCGUGUCCUCGAUCACAGUGGCUUUGUUCGCAGAGACAUUUUUAUUCGGGUUCCUAACCCCGAUUCUGAGCUACAUGCUUGAAGAGCGAUUGCAUAUUGAUCCAUCGCAAACUCAGAGAUACACUACAAUUCUACUCACCAGUCAUGGAUUCGUGGGUCUGAUCUCUGCUCCCGUCAUUGCCUACUUGGCCGAGAAGACGGCAAGCCAGAAGACACCGCUAUUGUUCUCGCUGGCGGGAUGUCUCAUUGGAACCUUGAUGAUUGCAUUUUCCACAUCCGGUAUGUUGAAUUUAAUCCUACAAAUCCUUGAUCGAACUAACUUUGGGAAAGUAUGGGCUCUCUUUACGGGUCGCGUCCUGCAAGGCGCAGCGGGAGCCGGCACUUGGGUCGUGGGAUUUGCGUUGCUGGCCAACAAUGUCGAUAAGAAGAAUCUCGGUGCCUCAAUGGGGAUGGCCAUGUCAUUUGUCACUGCAGGGAUGGUCGGAGGCCCCACGGUCAGCGGUGCUUUACUGCAGAUGUUUGGAUACUGGACUGCAUGGUCGCUCCCCUUGCUUGUCCUCGCUUUGGAUAUCUUCGCCCGAUUGAUCAUGAUUGAGCCAAGAAACCCAAGCAUAGACUUAAAAAUCCCCGAGAACUCCGGCACUAACGAUUCACCGGCAGAGUCUACUGCUCUACUAUCAGACGCUGCACCCACCAAGCCAAAUGAUUAUGGAGCGGAGGACAAAGGUGAUCAAAAACGAGUAUUCUACAAGGCCAUGCUUUCUGAAGCUCGAGUUUUGAUCUCCGUGGCGAAUGUUGUCGUCGUCGCAGCUCUCAUGUCCGGAAUUAACAACACCCUCCCCGUUCAUCUGCGGGAUGUCUUCGGAUGGAAGAGCUUCCUCAUCAGUAUGAUGUUCUUCUGUCUGCAAGUUCCGAAUAUCGUUCUCAGUGGCCCGGCUGGAUGGCUUCGUGAUCGACUCGGACUACGAGGCCCUACCACCUUCGGCUGGGCGGCGACUGUUCCUUUGAUUUUGCUUUUGGGCGCUCCAGGGGACUCUCACUUCCCGUGGGCAGGCGACGUAGCUGGCAAGUCCAUUUUUUCUGGCAGUCUGCUUGCCUUGGGAAGUGUUCUUCCUCUGGUUCGUGGUGUUGGGGCUGUUCAAUUGGCCUAUGUCGUGAAGGAUAUGGAAGCCAAGGACCCACGCGUGUUUGAGAUCAACAGAAGCAACUUGCGAGUGUUUUCCAUGACUGAAGUGGGAUUUAGCCUUGGGAUGAUGCUCGGGCCUCUUUUGACCGGGUCGUUGUUUGAAACAGUCGGCUUUUUCUACAUGACUGUUGUUCUGGCUUUCAUCUGCUUCAUUCAGGCUGUUUUCUCGUGGGUUUGGUUGGACACCAAGCUCCCAAGCCUAGAAGCCGAAUCCUCAGCUUGA
This is a messenger RNA of Penicillium olsonii, 1461 nucleotides long. The record is from the annotation of a GenBank genome assembly. NCBI's taxonomy places the organism in Eukaryota, Fungi, Ascomycota, Eurotiomycetes, Eurotiales, Aspergillaceae.